AUGCUUAAAAAAUUGAAAUAGUAAACUAAAGAUGCUUAUAAUAAACAUUUUGGCAAGGAUCAAUACAAAGAAAUGAAAGAUGAAGAAUCUAAUAAAAAUUAAGAUUUUACAAAAUCACCACUUAGUCUUCCAAAUUAAUUCAAAUCAGAUGAUUACAAUAACAAAAGCGAUUAAUUUAAUUGUAUUUAAAUAAUACUUUAUGUAGAAAAUCAAAAUGUUGAAAAGAAUUUGUCUGAGGUUCCUUAAUUAGAUUUUACUAAAGCUCUAAUACCAGAAGAACUAAUUUAACAAAUCUAAGAAUAAGAAAUUCAACAGAUAGCUGAAGAGUAGGCAAAAAAAAAAUAAACUAAACCAAAAUAAAAUGACGAUAUUCCAGACUUUCUAAAUAAAAAAAUAUGUUUGGAUGAAAAUGGUGAUAACUAUUAUGAAGUGGCAGCCUAAAAGGCAAAAGAAUAGAAUAGUACUUUACAUUAAUUGAAAACCUUUGUAUCAGAAAAAGCAAAUGAUGCAUAAAAAUAAGUGAAAGUAAUUAAUUAUAACUCCAUUUUUUAGAAAUAAUUAAAAAAACUAGACACACAUAUAAAAAAUAAAAUACUUGAAAAAAAAUAACACAUUAAUCUCUGGAUUGCAGGAAAGGUUGAUACAUAAAUUAUAAGUUUGAUGAGUAGUAUUGAACCUAAAAUAACUGAUAGUGUUAAGAAAUCUGUUCCUUAUGAUUUUAUGUAAGAUUUUGUAUAGGAUACUGCAAUUAAUUUAUGGAAAGAUUUCACUGAUGUAAUUAGAUUGGAAUUAAGGGCUAAAUUAGAAACAAAUAAAAUAGAAAUUAAAAAGAGGGAAUCAAAAGGAUUAAUUUCAAAUAUACGCAAUUUUAUACUUUAUUCAUUAUAUCCUGCAGACCUUACAAAUCGUGAUCAUAUGAGAAGAAUUUCAUUUAAAAUUAUGAAAAUUUGCUAAUUACUUCCAUAUAUGGGUAUUCAACCACUUAUGUUUUGUAUCAUUUUACUUUGUAUUAAUAAAGUAUUAAUAGAUUAUAAUUUUAGGAUGAAGAAUUUUAAUUAGUCAAUUAUAUAGCUGAUUAUAAAUCUAUUCAAUUUAUUACUAAUGGAUUAUUUCCAUGUUUUCUAGCUUAUUUUCAUUAUUUAUUCUUUGAUUGUGGACCUGGAAAUCAUCAUUAAGUACAAGUGCUUAUUUUUACUUUAAUCAUUUAAGUAUUAACUGUUUGGAUAGCAUAUUUAUAUUUACUAAAAUCUUAUUCUAGAGGAGCCUUUUUAAAAGAUUAAUUAACAAUUACUUCUGAUACUAAAGGAGGUAGACUAAAAUAUUUUCUAAUUUAUGAUCUAAUCUGUUUAACCAUUUCAAUAGUAUUGUCUAGUAAUAAUUUAUAAUUAUUAAAUUAGUAUUUUUAUAUAUUUAUAAAAUAAAAGAUAGUCAUACUUAGUCAUUUGGAGAUUUAUUAUUUUUUACAAGAACUGUUUAUGCUUUAUUAAGUAUUCCAUUUGUUUGUUUUAUUUUUCCAUUUUUUGUUAAGAUGUUAACAAAUGCAAUUCCAACAGGAUAUGAUAAAUAUGGAAAUUGUAUUCCAUCAUUAAGCACAAUAUAAAUAUCAUAUAAGGAAACUAAAUUGAAAAGAUAAGGAUUAAUAGAUAUUGAAGAAAUUUUAGAAAGGGAUUUAUUAGAUAAAAAUGAGAAUGAUGAUAAAUAAUAAGAGGAAUAAAAUAAUGAUAAUAAUAAAUCAAUUUAAAAAAAAGAGAAUAAAAAUUAAAAUGAUUAAGAAGAUAAAAAUAAUAAAACAAAAAAGUAGAAUAAAGAGAUAUAAAACAUAGUAGAAUGA
Paramecium pentaurelia is the source of this 1831-nucleotide messenger RNA. The record is from the annotation of a GenBank genome assembly. Lineage: Eukaryota; Ciliophora; Oligohymenophorea; Peniculida; Parameciidae.